UUUACUAUCAGCAACUAUUCAGUAAAUGAAUAAACACAUUACGUCUACUUUGGUGCGAUGGUCAUAUAAAUAUUUAACUCAACAGCAUAUAAUGCGAGGCAUACGUUAAAGUUUAUUUUACCAAUGAAGCAAAUGCUAUAAUGGCAAUGAGCUUAAGGAAUGUUGAAGAAGCUAAAAGAAGUCGGAAGAUGAGUUUUAGUUAUUUAAAAGACUCUUUUGUGAGGAGAAGCACAAGGCACAGUGGACCAAGGCCUCACAUGUGUUGCUGUGAAAAUUUGGAUGAAAUUAGCUCAGAAAAUGAAACUGUUAGUUUGGAGCUGAAAAAUCGUGGUAUACAUUUAAAUGUUUCCGAAAAUGGUCAUUGUAACGGUAAUACACGGACAGAUAAUCACAAACCUGGAGUUUUUAAGAAGUUAAAGGAAAGGUUUCAACUGAAAGCUAGUAUUGUUGCAAGACCUAUUAAGUGCAAGUCGAAACAAACUGCAAAAAUUCUUGAUUCUUCCGCGAAGACAUACCAAAAAAGUAUGUGUGACAGUUCAACUACAGAAGAAUUUGUAAAGACUUCUUGUAAUUCCAACUUGCAACCACCUGUUCGGUUCGUAAGAAAUUUAAACAUUCCGAGACAGUACAACAAACUUCAGCAGACAUCUGUUUCCAGUAUAAGUUGUGCUCCUCCACUGAGACUUAGAGAAACUGUUCAAGAACAGUUAUUGGUUACAGAUGUGUUAAAUGUUACAGAUAAUGUUACCAGUAGUUUGCAAGAAGAAGUGAAACCCACUGUUGCUCCCCGACCGCUUGAGAAUCUAAGUUCACAGAGUUCUCAAAGUGCAUCAGAAUUGAAAGUCUGUAAUUGUAGGCACUUAAUAAGCAAUAUAUGUACAGAAGAAUCUCGGCCUGAUGAUUUUGGUGAUGACCACCCCUGUGAUGACACUUUGUUGCAUUCAAAUAACACAGGUGGUAGCUUAACUUGUGAACUUUUCAAGUUGGCCAAGUAUGGCUGGUACUGGGGUCCCAUCACCAGAGAGGAAGCAGAAGAGAAACUCCUAGAUCUUCCAGAUGGAGCAUUUUUGGUUCGAGAUUCAUCUGCUGACCGCUACCUGCUUAGUGUGAGCUUUCGCAGUUCUGGAAAGACGUUUCACGCUCGCAUCGAGUACAGCCACGGUUUGUUCAGUUUCUAUUCAUUUCCUGGACAAGAAGGCUUUGCAAGCAUAGUUGAUCUCAUCACUCACUCCAUGACGUACUCAGAGUCGGCUGUGUUCUGCUACUCGCGGCCACGAGCUCCGGGCUACCCGUCGUUCCCGGUUCGCCUGGCCAAACCUGUGUCGCGUUUCACUCAAGUGAGGUCUUUGCAAUAUUUGUGUAGGUUUGUCAUUCGUCAGUACGUGCGAGUGGACAAUAUUCAAAAACUGCCGCUUCCUAGCAGACUGAAAGGUUAUAUCCAAGAAGGGCACUACUAGAAUAAUCUUCUUGGUAGUGCUAGACAACAUUAGUGAGAAUUUACAUAGCCCUGUAUAUGGUAAUUUCAUAAGUUUGUGUUUGAUGUGUUAAAGAUUUUAGCUUACUGAAAGUCCUGUUCCUGUUGGACAAAAUAAAAAAAAUUAUAGUAUGACUUUUUUUUUUGUAUAGGUACCUAUCAUGUGUGCAUGUGUGUGAUGUAAAAAUGUUUGGUAAUUUCCUAGAGCAGGUGCUAAGAAAGAAAAAUGUGUUCCGUAGUACUACUUUGUCAAAAAAAAAAAUUCUGAAAUAGGUAUUAUUUACUUUCCAUAGUUACUAGUAACUAUUCUGUGAAAUGGCAUUGUAAUACUGCUAAUAGCUUACCUUUUUAUAUAGUUAGGUUAGAUACAUUACAUACAGUAGUGUUAAAAGUACUCUGAAAAAGUAAUUGGGCUCAAUUACAAUUACUGUGGUGAUAAUGUAACUAAUUACAAGUAAAAUUUACUUUAUAUAGAAGUAAUCAGUAAAAUUACAAUUACUUUCCGCUACCAUUUUAAAACUGACCUACGAUUCAAUUUUUUUACACUUUGUUACAUUAAUAAACAUACAUAUAUGUUUUGUUAAAAAAAUGAUUUCAUGUAAUGAUUAAAUUUAUUAUCUUUAAUUAAAUGAAUAAUAUUUGAGUACAAACUUGCUUGAAUAACAUCAAAAGACUUCAUACAAGUAGCUAUCUGUAAUAAAAGUAACACUCUUUAAAUUUUGGAAUUGACCUUACGAAACAAUUGCAUUUUAAAGUUCUCAUCAGAUAGAUUCCCUCUCUUGAUGGCAAAAACAUCUUUGCCAACACUAAAAAGACGCUCAGCACUUGACGGUAGCGAUGUGUUAAAUUUUAAAAAUGCAAAUUUUAGGAUAGGGUAAUGUUGGAGACACUGCAAGUCACUAUGGGUCUUCAUUUUUGAUCAUAGAUGUUAUGCAUACGAUCGUAGCACUACAAGCGUAAAAUUAUAAACUUUACUAACACAAAAGUGUAUGAUCUUCUUGUUCUUAAUUGUAUUCAUUAUACGUUCCGAGAAUAAAAGUAAUGGCAAGUAAAUAUAAAG
This is a messenger RNA of Bacillus rossius redtenbacheri, 2534 nucleotides long. RefSeq lists its product as uncharacterized. Gene Ontology annotation, biological process: intracellular signal transduction; phosphatidylinositol phosphate biosynthetic process. Gene Ontology annotation, cellular component: phosphatidylinositol 3-kinase complex. The record is from RefSeq and is a predicted model, not a curated record. The coding region runs from base 141 to 1457 and encodes 438 amino acids. The transcript has a single exon. Gene Ontology annotation, molecular function: 1-phosphatidylinositol-3-kinase regulator activity. NCBI's taxonomy places the organism in Eukaryota, Metazoa, Arthropoda, Insecta, Phasmatodea, Bacillidae.